Molecule: messenger RNA, 6526 nt
Organism: Alligator mississippiensis (American alligator)
Lineage: Eukaryota; Metazoa; Chordata; Crocodylia; Alligatoridae
Product: dual specificity testis-specific protein kinase 1
Exons: 9
Coding region: 134-1090 (318 amino acids)
Biological process (GO): protein phosphorylation; actin cytoskeleton organization
Cellular component (GO): cytoplasm; nucleus
Molecular function (GO): ATP binding; protein serine/threonine kinase activity
Source: RefSeq, a predicted model, not a curated record
CUGAGUGACAGCUUAUCUCCAGUUAGACUCUUUGACCUUAAAGAUAUUUAAUUAUUUCAGUGACAAGAAAACACAUGGAUGUUACCAAGUCAGAUUAUAAUCUUGGCGUGAUUGAAAACAAGUUGCUGUCCCCAUGAUGUGCGAGACUGGCCUGCUCUCCUCGGAGUCCUCCAGCCCCACGCAGUAUUAUGGAGAGUCUUCUGAUACCUACUACCAUGUUGACCGUUGGCAGAAACUCCGCACGGCUGUCAGGAAGCUGGAAUUCUGGGAGAACUUCAAUGCUGAGCUGAUCGGUAGCGGCUUCUUCUCCAAGGUGUAUAAGGUGACUCAGAAUGCCACCUGCAAAGUGAUGGUGGUGAAAAUCUACAAGAAUGAUGUGGACCAGGAGGUGAUCGUGCGUGAGAUCAGCCUGCUGCAGAAGCUUUCACACCCAAACAUUGUCAGGUAUCUUGGGAUAUGUGUGAAGGACGACAAGCUGUACCCAAUUUUGGAGUAUGUUAACGGCGGGUGUCUGGAAGAGCUCCUGGCCAGCAAGGAAAUCACUCUCACCUGGAAGGAGAAGGUAGACUUGGCUUCAGACAUCACAAGAGGGAUGAUCUACCUGCACUCCAAGAACAUCUACCACCGGGAUCUCAACUCCAAGAACUGCCUCAUUCGAGUGACACAACGGGGCCGGGAAGCCUUGGUGACUGAUUUUGGCCUGGCCCGGGAAGUGGUGGAGCUACCUGUGAAGGACCCAGAGAGGAAGCUGUCUCUUGUGGGCUCUGCCUUCUGGAUGGCACCUGAAAUGCUGCGAGGGGAGCCCUAUGACAGGAAGGUGGACGUGUUCUCGUUUGGCAUAGUCCUGUGUGAAAUACUGGGCAGAAUUCCAGCUGAUCCUGAAGUGCUGCCCAGGACUCAGGAUUAUGGCUUAGAUGUUGCCGCCUUCCAAGAAAUGAUCAGUGAAUGCCCCAAGCGGGUUGUGGACCUAGCUGCUAGCUGCUGCCGGGUGGAAGCAUUCAAGAGGCCGUCUUUCUCUGAACUCCUGGAUGAGCUGGAAGAUGUAGCAGAGAGCCUGGAGCCCAAAAAGGACAAUCAGCUGUCUGGAUGAUGUCCCAGGCUCUUCUGAGACCUGGCAGAGUCAGACUCAAACUGUAAAUUACUUGUACAUCCAAUAUUUGCAAGGGCAGAAAGAGCAAAGGUGAAAGAGCAAAGCAAUGCAAUGGUAUUUAUUUAACUGCAUUCUCAUUCUCUGGUUUCUCACAUUGAAAAUGUGGUUUAAAAAAAUGCAAAGGGCAGGUUUCCUGGGGUAUUUUUUUUUCUAGCUGAGGUUUUUAACAGAAACAAUUCAGACUUUAAGUAUUUUGUUGUUUUUUUCUUAAAGGAGGAAGUACUAAUUUCUGUUGUAAAUACGGGAGAGAGAUUUCAGGUUGUGACCUUGGAGGGGAUGGUGAAUGCCUAAAUUCCAGUGAGGACAUCUUCUGAAGUCCAUGAAGAGGAGUGGCGUUCUCCCACCUCUUUCCUAACAUCCAGCCCUUGUCUCAUUCUUCCAGCCUCUGGCUCAACUGUCUCUGGAGGCUGUGGGAAAAGGCACUGUUUAACAGAGAGGGGCUGUGUGGCAGAAUAUGAGCCAAGAAAGUCGCCUUACAGCACAAAGCCUUAAAACACCUGUCCAGUAGCCUUGUAAGGAGAAUAUACAUUCCAUUAUGUCUCUGGUCAUGUGUCCUCCUUAAAGCACCAGCAAACAUCCAGCUCUCCUAGUGUUCCCCAGCACUCCUACUGCCUCUGUCAGGGGAUUUUGGGAGGUUUGGGGGACCCCAGCGGGCUGAGGAUGGAGUUAAAUUUGCCUGUUUGUGGGACAUACCACUGCAACAGGGAGAUUUGCCUUAAAACGAUAAGACAUUAACUAACAAACUAAUCUAGACCCUCAGAGACACUCCAUCAGAAGGACUUGUGUGUUAGAUACAUGCCUGAACUGGCAGAGCUGCUCUGCUUGGUACAGGAGUGCUGUAUUAUUAAUUUUUUUUUAUCAGGCAGCUGUCCGGGUUUCUUGCCCUAAGUCUCCUCUCUCUCUCUCUCUCACUUACUCAAUACUCAACUAAUGUGUCUGUCCCAGUCUCCCCCAACCCUCCCCUCCCCAUGCAGACAUAAUAACAAGCACGAGGAUGAGUGUGGUGGAGGUCCCCUGUCAGUGAUAAGUAGGGGCAUGAUGUGGACCAGUCUCACAUCCCAGCCUUUGCUUGGCAGGUAGUACUGACCAUUUCUUCCCAGGAAAGGCCCUACAAGAUUUGUGCUGGGGACAAUGCCCUUUGCACUGAAGUUGUAGUGCAUUAAGCUGUGGGCCUUGAGAUGAGACAGAAGGAGGUUUCUAUCAGAAAUGCAUCUGGUGUUUUUAGUGAGGCUGGCAGCUCUGCUGUCUAUUGGCUUAGGAUCAGCUUCAGACAUGGUUGCCUUGCUGCUUGCAGCACGCUUAUCCUCGGUCCUAGAGCUAAUGCACGCAGGUAGGGCUCCCUCAUGGGCACAGUCAUGCAUCCACUUUGUUUCUGCCUUGCAACAUUUAAAACCCACCACUCCCCUAAGAGGAAACACAAGCAUUAGCAGAUGUGUCCGACCCAGUGCCCUGAGCUCCUUGAGUAGGGGGUUGGACUAGAGACUAACUCUACUUCUCUAGGAUUCUUUGAUUCUGUGAACUCUACCAAUGAAAUCCUGUCAUCAGUCUUGGGCAAGACCCAGCAUCUAAUUGUGAUCUAUAAACUCUUCUGAGGACAAUUCCCAUAACAGGUUCAGUCACAGUUUAUGUACCAGUGUUGUCCGGCAUCCAUAUUGUCCAUGUGAGAGUGACAGGGACAGUGCAGUGCUGGAGACAGCCUGGAUACCUAAGAAAGACGAGCAGCUCUCUGGCUGAUGCCCCAGGCUCUCCUGAGCCCCAGCAGUCAGACUCAUCUGUAAAUUAUCUGUACAUCCAACAUGGUAGAACUGCAGCCCAAUGGCUGCCUGGGUGGGUUCUGUUGAUGCAUUAGUCAGGGUUGAUGGUGCCAUGGCUAAAGUUCAGUGACUUUUCCAUCUGGAGCAGGAAGGUGUCUUUUACUGAAGGAAGGAUUUGCACAGGUUGAACCCUCAAGGCAAUAUGGGGAAGCCCAUGGGAUUGCGGGGCUUAGGGGGUUGAGCAGAGAAUGAUACCUAUGGUCUUUGGUCACUGCUCCUGGGAGGUGGGAGGCUGGGGGCAGUCUUCUAACCUAGCUGUGGCUGUUUCUUUGUCUGCAUAGCAGAGGAUGACCCUGACUCAUUUUGCAGGGCCACUGGGAGGAGUCCUUAAGCCACAGGUGUAAAGUUCUUUGCAAAAACUAAGGGCUAAGUGGUUUAUUUCUCUGUGGGACAGAUACUGCCUAAGGUGGUUAUAAAGCAGUCAUGGAAGCAGUUGGAAGGGGCAGCAUUGGCUGUGGCAGCAGGGAUUCCACACUGGGGAAGGAGAAAGGAGUGAUUAAUUGUUAGCAACUUCAAACAAACUUUCCUGUUGUAAAAAAACUUGUAAAAGAAAGUGACACUUGAUAAAUACAAUCCCUGACUCUGGGUCUGGUUUUGUUCCAAUAGACGGUGAGGUCUUGUUUACCUGCGGCUUCUCACUGGGGCCAGACCCAUAGCUGGUAUCAAUUAGUGUAUUUCCAUAGACAUUAACGGAGCUCUAUUACUUUCAGCUAAUGGAAGCUCUUGCCCACAGACUGAGUUCUCUGGAGCAAGGACGGUCUGUCUGUACAACAAGUAUUUAUACAGUGCUCAGCACAGCGGUGCCUCCGUCCUGUUUGGAACCCUUCGGUGCUGCUCUCAUAUCAUUGACAGAGCAGGAGGUGGGACCAAUACACACACUGCCAUCGUGCACUGUUCCUUAUUCCUUUCACAGGGUUUUUUGACUGUACAUUUGGAAACUGUUUAUAAACCUGUCCUGAUGAGUAUUCCUUUCACUCUGGGUAUUCUGUGGAGUCUUUGAAGCUGGAACACCCUUUAGAGAGAGACUAGUAGGGGCAUGGUGUGGACCAGUCUCACAUCCCAGCCUUUGCACUAGUGACUUUCCACAUCAUGUGAAAUAUAAACCCAUUUGUGAGAAGAAUGAAGUGGAAUCUGUGGAAAGAAGGUCUGUGGUGUCCAGGGACAGAUAUAUCACUGGAAAUGGUUUUGCAUUCUCACUAGGGACUAUAAGGAAUAUGAAGACUGUAUAAAAUACACUUAAUGUAGCAAACAUGCAUCAUAACAGUGAAUUUACUAGUUUAUGUUUCUUGGAAAUCAUUUGUUGCUUCUCUUGUACUGUUGUCAUGCUUCUGUCAUUUGCUGAUGAGCUUAGACACAAGGGACUUCUUGCUCAAGAGUUAAAAUAUGCCUGGGAAGAAUCUCAGUCCCAGCUGGGUUUCUGUGCUGCAAGCUACAAGGCGGAGUCAUGUAGCAGAAAAGCAGCUGGGUGAAAAUUGCUUAAUUAUGCUACCUGGGAGACCAUGGCCAGCUUUGCUGAUGUCCCUCAACUCGCUUCCCACUCUGGAGUCUCCAUAUCAGCAGAGUGGAAUUCGCUGAAGAUUGUAUUUACUGCUUGGCAGUGCAAACAGCAUUGAUAUGCACUGUGUAUCUUCAGCAAGAGCCAGGCACUGCCUGCGUCACAGCAAAGUGCAGGGUAAUAGAAAGUAAAUAACAGGGUUUGCAUUUAACUGUUAAAAGGAAAUGCACAGUGUGAAAGGAACAGGAAAGGAGGAGAACUGCUGAGUUAUCCCCCUUCCCCCUUUGAAUCUGCCAGGCAGCUGGGGAUGCAGCUCUUAACAUGUCUAGGUCCAAGUGUGAUGACUGGAGUGGAACCAAGCCUCAAGGCCCAGCCCUGUAUCAAUGCAUAACUCCCGCUGACAUCAGUGGCAGCUGUUGGCUCAGAAAAGGACACAUGGCUAUGCCACUAUACGCACAGUGUUCAGUAAUGAGGGGCCCCAUCCAAAGCCCCUUGAAGUCAAUGGAUAGCAGUUCUUUUGAUCCCAGUGGGCUUUGCAUCUAGACCAUAGACUGAAUUUAUUACCUUAGCCUAGGCUCUCUCUGUCUCUGCAGGAUCUGAAAUCUGAGGUUCCUCUGUUGUAAGGUUUUUACAACAGUAAAAAUAUGAGGGAUCCAAAUUGGCAUGGACAGCAGAUUCACUGGGUCUGAAGUGGGCAUUUGAGAUGGUAGGGGACAGAACUUCUACUAGGGGCACAGAUUGUUCUAAAAAUCAAAAUCUUUUAAGAGUAAGGUGCUCAGUUCCAGUCUGGAUGGAGUUUGGAGUGCUGUUGACAUGUCACCCCAUGGAGCUCUUGGGUUCUUUGAGGUGCAACGCUAGGACUGAGGCAUCUCUGAGGUAUGAAUACACUCAGCUGUCAGCUCAUCUCUUGAAAGCACUUCUUAGGAGCAUAAAGAAUGGCCACCUUCUUCUACAGCUAGUGAAAGUGCCUGCCUUAGUGCCCACCCCUUGCCCCCAAACCAUGAGGCUGCUUCAAGGAGGAUGGAGCAGUUAUUUCCAACAAGGGCCUGUUCUUCAGGAACUCACUGCAACUCUGUUCCCCCAGCAGUACAGAACAUGGCAAAGAAACCCCACUACAUGAAGACAGAAGGUAGCCUAAAAGUGGCGGGUGGCGGGUGAUAAACACAAGGGCUGAACAUCCACUGGAAACUUUAAAGUGGACCAUAAUUGCUACGUUCAUGAAAACUCUGUCAAACGUCUAAUAAAAAAUCAUUGGCUGCUUUAAGUUAUAUUUCUCUAAACAGCAGCAUUCUCUUUAAAGGGAAUACAGUUUGGGGAAUGAAACGGUUAAGGAAGAUGUUUCAUACAUAGCAGAGGCAUCCAUUAGUACCCUUGACAGAUGGGUGAGAGGAUGCACCUAGGUGUAUGUGUGGAAGUUGGUCACGUUACUCAACCAGUCCUAUAGCCCCGAUUGGAGAGAAAUGGAUGCCAGUCAGGUCCUUUCUAGACACUGGCAGUGGAAUCAUGGCACCACUGAAGUCCAUAGGAGUGUUGCUGUUGUCUUCAACAAACCAAGGAUUUCUUCAUGAGCAUUGAAGGAGCUAAAGAUAGAGAUGAUCCAAAGCAUACCUACUGUUUCUAACCAGCCCUGAAAUGUGAGGAAAGUCUCCUGUUGCUGAGGUCUAGGAUCUGUAUCCAGGUGUCAGGACUUAGAUUCCCUUCCCAAGUUUUGGGGAAAGUCCAGCUGAGUAUUUGAAGUUCACAACUUAAUGCCUGGACUCUGAGAUGCAAAAACCAUGGUGGUAGAAGACCUGAGCAGCUCUGCCAUUGUUGUCAAGGCUGUGCUAUCUCCUCUCAGUCACGGUUAAUCACAGGCUCAGCUCAUCUGUUCCCUACCAGCAGACACCUUCUCCUCGUGCUCUUCUCAUUAAUGCAGUGGAUGCUCUGUUCUGCAGAACCUGUUGAGGGCACAGAUUGCAGUAAUGCACUGGGGCUGACAGGCCUGAGUGUUUGUCAUGUGAUGUGUCUUUUUUGUAAAAAAAAAAAAUGUGACCUGGGAAUAAAGUGCAGCGCUUCUUUCCCACAUCA